AUGUACAAUGUGAUUCUACCAACAUACAAUGAAUCAAAAAACAUCAUCUGUAUGGUCAACAUGCUUAUCGCAAUAUUUAGAAGACUGGAUGCGGAGUUUAGGCUGGUUGUGGUGGAUGACAAUUCACCAGAUGAAACGGCAUCACGUGUUAAAGCCCUAAACAACCCAAACAUCAAAGUGAUUGAAAGAGAGGGGAAACUGGGACUAGGAAGUGCGUAUAUGGAUGCAACGAAAUACUGUAUUCAUCCAUACACAAUAAUAAUCGAUGUUGAUCUACAACAGGACCCAUUUGACAUCAUUGGAAUGACCAAAUACUGCAAGGAAUACGACAUAGUUGCAUCAACAAGAUAUUCCAAAUCACUUAAAUAUGACGGAAACAAGGAAGUGAUGGCAAGUGGGAAGGUAUGUCAUUGGAAAUUUAGUAGAAGACUGAUUUCGUCUGUUUCCAAUUCAUCAGGAAGAUUCAUAUUGGAUCUGAAGUCAUCAGAUUUAACAAGUAGCUUUAGGAUCUAUAAGACUGAGAUAUUCAAGAAUCUGAUUAAGAAAGUGAGCAAUAAGGGAUUUGGAUUUCAAUUUGAAAUAUUGGCCAGGGCAGAAUAUGAGAACUACAAAAUCAAGGAGUAUCCAAUAACAUUCUACAACAGAGCGUAUGGGGAAUCCAAAUUGGGCGCAACUGAUAUCUACAGAUUUCUGGUGAUGUUGGUUUAUUUGUAUUUCUUUCUAUAG
Messenger RNA from Enterospora canceri, 726 nucleotides. The record is from the annotation of a GenBank genome assembly. Lineage: Eukaryota; Fungi; Microsporidia; Enterocytozoonidae.